Molecule: messenger RNA, 1239 nt
Organism: Penicillium subrubescens
Lineage: Eukaryota; Fungi; Ascomycota; Eurotiomycetes; Eurotiales; Aspergillaceae
Product: Zn(II)2Cys6 transcription factor domain-containing protein
Exons: 2
Coding region: 1-1239 (412 amino acids)
Biological process (GO): regulation of transcription by RNA polymerase II
Molecular function (GO): zinc ion binding; DNA-binding transcription activator activity, RNA polymerase II-specific
Source: RefSeq, a predicted model, not a curated record
AUGGCGCUCCGUCGACCUCAUCGCAAAUCCCGCCACGGCUGUCUGGAAUGCAAACGCCGACGAGUCAAGUGCGAUGAAGCCAGACCAACUUGCUCCAAUUGCGCCAAGCGCCACUCGGAAUGCGAAUAUGGCUCCUCGAGCUCCUUACUCUGGGCAAAUGAAGAACCAGCCGUGGCUCGGCAAUCAUCUCGAGCAUCGGGUUCAGACAGCGGCCAUCCAAGCGAUUCAAUCCUGAGUAGCCCGCCGGCCGACUCGCUCGGCAUUCUGGGCCGGCUCAGCGGCGACAGCGUAACCGCGGCUACGACGUCCACGUCGGCGUUGAAUCUGCAUGAUUUAGAACUCAUGAUGCAUUGGUGUAAUGACACCUACCGCACGCUCUCCCGAAAUGAUCGCACAGAUCUAGUCUGGCGUAAUGUCGUGCCCGAAGAGGCACUGUCGCACCCGUUCCUGAUGCACGGCAUCCUGGCGCUCUCCGCGCUCCAUCUCGCCCGAACGGGUCCCGAGCCAUCGCGACGCGCAGCAUAUCUCAAUCGCGCUGUCACGCAUCAGAAUCAGGCUCUCGCUUUAUUCCGCGAACUUCUUGGCGAUAUCAAUGAGUCCAAUGCCAAGGCAAUGUUCGCUUUUGCCGGGAUCGUCGUCGUUUAUACUUUCGGUUUCCCACACACACCCGAUGUGCAGGACCCGUGGACAUGCGUGGACGAUCUGUACCAGGUCCUCGUGCUAACCCGCGGCGUGCAGCAGGUUAUCCGCUCGCCGGCGGAUUAUCUCAAUCAUAGUAACUUCGCGCCUAUCCUGCAAGUAGAGGAAGUGCACGCCAGACUCCCGGAUGACGCCACCGCAACUAUAAACAACCUGCACGAGGCGAAUGAAGUCUGUGGUUCACGUGACCAAUCACACGAAACGGAGGUCUAUACAGCCACUAUCGAUAAUGUGGCCGAGAUGCUCAGCUGGGUGUAUGGUGGGAUGACGUCUAGCGUAAUUGCCGGUCGGUGGGCUAUCAAACUGCCUCCGCGCUUUUUGGAGUUGCUUCGUGAGCGUGAGCCAAUGGCGCUUGUUAUGUUGGCUCAUUUUGGUGUGCUGUUGCAGUUUCUUAAGCAUCGUUGGUGCUUUGAUGAAUGGUGUGUGCGCGUUGCAAAGGCUGUAUGGAUGCUUCUAGAUGACCAGUGGAGACCGCUGAUUCACUGGGCGAUGAUCGGUAUUCUAGGUGAGAAUUAUCUGGAGAAGAUGGACACUCUGUGA